This is a messenger RNA of Uranotaenia lowii, 4809 nucleotides long. Its product is annotated as fibrillin-1. The coding region runs from base 1 to 4062 and encodes 1353 amino acids. The record is from RefSeq and is a predicted model, not a curated record. Lineage: Eukaryota; Metazoa; Arthropoda; Insecta; Diptera; Culicidae. The transcript is spliced from 7 exons. Gene Ontology annotation, molecular function: calcium ion binding.
AUGCGAAUGAAUCCGAUUUGUUCCCACGAGUGUGUUAACACGGUGGGAUCGUUCGAGUGUCGAUGCCCGGAGAACUUUCACUUGAACAGUGAUCGGAGAACCUGCGUGAGGGAUUUCUGUGCUGAUUUGUACGAGAACCCGAACAAGACGAGAUGCUCGCACGAGUGUAAGGACGGGACGGAAGGGUUCGUGUGUAGCUGCCCGGAGUUUUACAUUUUAGACGAGAUGGAUGGGAAGACUUGCAGGAAUGUCUAUAGCUGUGGGGAGGAGUAUAAAAGGAGAUGCAAUCCGGGGAUUUGUCGAAUGGUGGAUGGAGGCGAUUAUCGGUGUGAGUGUCCGACUGGGUAUCAGCAGCAUGAUCACAGCUGCAGGGAUCUGGAUGAGUGUGAGUCUGGUAGACAUCGUUGUUCACACAAUUGUCGCAAUACGGCAGGGGGUUACGAGUGCAGUUGUCCGAAAGGUUUGACGCUGUCGGGUGAUGAGCACACCUGUGACGACGUUAAUGAGUGUGAGCAGGAACAGGAGGAUGAUGAUCUUUGUGGAGAUUUGCAGUGUUUGAAUACGUAUGGAAGUUACAAAUGUGUUUGUCAAGAUGGAAAGGAGCUGGAUGAGUACGGGAUUUGUAGACAGAUGGAUCUGUGCACUACGGAUAAUGGAGGUUGUUCACAUAUUUGUACUUUCUUCAACCGGGAAACGUUCUGUGACUGUCCCGAUGGGAUGGAGCUCGCUGAUGAUGGUAAGACAUGUGAGGCGAUCAACGAGUGUCAGUUGAAUAACGGAGGUUGCUCACAUGGUUGUGAUCCGGAAGCAGAGAUCAUCUGUCACUGUCCAGAUGGGUAUGUUCUGGGUCAUGAUCAACGUACCUGUCAAGAUGUAAACGAGUGCCAUGAAGACAACGGAGGCUGUACACAGGCUUGUCUCAAUUUUGAAGGCGGAUACAGGUGUAGUUGUUUCGAUGGUUUUGAACCGAGCCACGGGGAUAGUAAGUCCUGUGUAGAUGUAGACGAAUGUUCACAGAAUCAGGCCGGAUGCGAUCAUACCUGUCACAAUACGCCGGGAUCGUUCCACUGCUCCUGUCACAGUGGCUACCGACUAUCGGAAAAUGGAAAAUCCUGUGUUGACAUCAACGAAUGUGAGCAUCGGAAUGGAAACUGUUCACAUAUCUGCAUCAAUCUUUUGGGAGGUUAUCAAUGUGCCUGUCCGCAGGGCCAGUACCUGAUGGAAGAUCAACAUUUGUGUGACUUUGUCAACGAAUGCGAACUGAAUAACGGUGGUUGUUCUCACGGAUGUUUCUAUGAACGGGGCGUCGUAACCUGUACCUGCCCGAAGGGAUUCGAACUGGAGCGGGGAAACUUUAAAACUUGUGUUGACAUUAAUGAGUGCGAUCGACGUAACGCAGGUUGUUCACAUACUUGUUCCAAUCUCCCGGGAAAAUAUCACUGUAGUUGCCCAACUGGUUUUGAACUUGGUAGAAACAAACACAUCUGCGAGGACAUCGAUGAAUGCAUUGAAAACAAUGGUAACUGCACAAAUAUCUGUAUCAAUCUUCUUGGGGACUAUCGUUGUGCCUGCGAAGCGGGAUUCGAACUGGAAGAAGAUCAACUAUCCUGUAGAGAUAUAGAUGAAUGCGAAGGGAAGCUAAACGAUUGUUCUCACAUUUGCGUGAACGUUCCAGGAACUUACGAGUGCGAAUGUCCCGAGGGAUUCCGGCUAGGUAGAGGUAAACUGCUGUGUGAAGAUAUCAACGAGUGUCAGGAGAUUCCGGAUAACGCCGGGUGUGAUCAGAACUGUAUCAAUCUACCGGGGUCGUACCGUUGCGGAUGUGAAGAUGGUCAUCGACUGGGCGCCGAUAACCGAACUUGUUCGGACAUUGACGAAUGUUCGGAUGAACAUAAGAAGUGUACUCAUGACUGUGUCAACACAAGGGGAGGAUACGAAUGCUCUUGUCCAGCUGGAUUAAGGCUAGACGUAGAUAGGGUGACCUGUGUAGACAUCGACGAAUGUAGAAUCAACAACUUCAAUGGAGGUUGCUCACACGUUUGCGAGAAUCAGUUUGGAAGCUUUAGCUGUUCAUGUCCUGGAGGUUGGGUUCUGGGUGAAGAUCAAGCUACUUGUCAAGACGUUGAUGAGUGUGCAGACUUAAACGGAGGCUGUAGUCAAAUUUGCGUGAAUCGUCGUGGAGGAUUCCACUGUGCCUGUAACUCCGGGUUCACCUUGAUGGCCGAUAACAAAACUUGUGAAGUGAACAAUCCCUGCUCUGUGCAAAAUGGAGGCUGUGAACACUUUUGUACCUUGAAAAAUGAAGUCCCUGUGUGUUCUUGUAGAGAAGGCUACGUAGUCAAUAAAACAAAUCUAUCCAGCUGUUUAGACCAUGAUGAAUGCUUGGUACCAGCAGAUAACAAUUGUCAACAAAAGUGUGUCAACACGAUCGGUUCAUUCAAUUGUGAGUGCUUCCCGGGAUAUGAACAAAACGCCUUAGGUCAGUGCAUAGAUUUGAACGAAUGCUCAGAAAAUAGCAACAUCUGUGGACUCAAUGCUAAAUGCGUAAACUUAGCUGGCAGCUACCGAUGUGUUUGCCCUCCUGGACACAAACUGGGCAGGGAUCGCAAAACCUGCUUGGAACUUAAAGACAACUGCCAAGUUAUGGUCCCACCGAAAAAUGGUGAAGUAAGGUGCUCUCGAUCACGCCAUAAGACUCAACUUUUCUAUCGAACGAAAUGUUCCGUUUGGUGUAACAAAGGCUUCAAAUUGGUCGGAAGUUCAACGAAGCAUUGCAACGGAACUGGCCAUUGGGAUGAGGGAGAAUCCGUUUGUGUUCCUCAAUCCUGUCCCCGAAUUCCGCGACCGGAGCACGGAACAAUUCUCCCACUAGCCUGCAUGAAUGGGAAAAUCUUUGCCGGUGAGCGUUGCAUCCUGCACUGCAAACCUGGAUUCAAACCGAUCGGCAAGCGGACAGCGGUCUGUGACGUGGAGCAAAAAUGGACCCCAACUCCCAACAUGAAAUGCGUCCCAACGACAAUCGCUGUAACGACAGAAGCUCCUCCAACAGUUAAACCCUUCAUCCAAUGUCCGCCGGAUGUAAGUGAGGUGCUCCCAGUUGGACAGUAUUCGAUGAGGGUGCGUUUGGUGCAGCCGAAAACUAACGUGGAUUGGUAUGCCAAUGUGGAUGCGCAUCCCGCCUGGGGUAAGCAGCUAGAGGCGGAACUUCCGGCCGGGGAGACGACGGUGACGUUUAGAGCAAGGAGUCCAAACUCUAAUAUGAACGAUGUGUGUCGGGUGUUGAUAAGGAUAAAAGAACGUCGACCUCCACAAGUGUUGAACUGUCCGGAUUCAUUCAACGUUCAGUUGGAGCGACAAGAAACAUCACGAUCCAUCUUCUGGACCGAGCCUGUUUUCGAAAGUGAAUCAUCCGAAAUCAAGCAGCUGUACAAAUCCCACACGCCCGGACAGGUGCUUAUCGCCGGAGUGCAUUACGUAAACUACGUUGCCACUGAUGCCGAUGGCCUGAGCGCCAAGUGUAGCUUCGGAGUAACCGUUAAAGCUUCCCCGGAAUCGUUCGACAUCAGACGUCCUCAGCAGCAUCGCUCAUCCCAGCCAGAUUUCAGCAACCGACUCGAGAACCAUGAAUCGUAUCUUAUUUGUCCGGGAAAACCUCCGAUCCGAAUGGACUCCAGCGGACCCGUUUACGUCCCUCAAGGAUGUGUGAUGAAAAAUGUCCGCAUCAAGCAGAAGCUGGCUCGACUGCGCCAUCAGCAACAGGUACUUCAGAGGCACCUGCAGGAGCUGGAGGAAGCGCCCAAUCCGGACCAGACGGCCAUCCAGCAGCAGCACAAACGAUACAAUAAUCUGCUCCGGUACUAUUCAACAUGGGACAACGCUCAGCAGAGAACACAUUCAAACCAUUACGGCGAACAUCAACGAACAACGGAAUACAACUCACAUCAACAGCAUCCGAUUCAUCACAAUCGAAGAUGGUUCAGAAAACGAAGCAAAGAUGAGCGCCAUGAACCCAACCCCGAGCAUGCUGUUCACAAUGUAGAGCCACUAGUGGAAUUCGAUUAACUAUUUUACUGAGAAUAAUUAGAAAUUCGUUCUAAUCAACUGGGUAUACCUAAACAAACUAGCUAGCAACUAUUUACACUUUUUUCUUAGUUCGAAACUAUUUUUAAACAAAUACUAAUCCAUUUAAGUGUUCCAAUCAAUUCAGUCAUAAAAAGUAUUAAGCCUCCAAUGUACGAAAUAAUGAAACGUGGUGUGACUGUGAGCAUUUCCUUCUCAAGAACUAGCAGAAGAAAAAAACAACAAAGAAAUUCUAAACUAUCUAAAAAAUCUUAACUUCGAGUUAAUCCCUCAAAUGCACUUAAAGAGAUGUAAGACGAGAUACAUAACGAUACCCUAGAACGUCGGUAGAAACUACAAGAUAAGAAAGAUUAAGUAGAAAAAAAAUCACCGGUAUGAUAGCAACAACAAUGGAAUUUGAAUGAGUGGCUGGUAGUACAAGAUGUAAAUCAAGGUCGAGAUGCUUCAAUGUAGGAAGCGGAUGUAAAGGGCACAUGGUCAUGGAUGAGAGCAGACAAGAUCAAGCGAAAUGGAACAGAGAAUAAAGUGGAUAAAGGCCCUUCUUGCGUCUUGCUAGCAGGCAGAGAAUGGAAACUGAGCUGGGAAGAUGUUGGUUUAAGGAGGUUCGUGCCUUUCCCGGAAAAGAAAACUGAAGCGAAGCAGCAAAAAAGUAAACGAAAGAAAGAAAAUGCGAUGAAAAAUUAUUAAUCUAAAAAGCAUGAUAUGGAGGAAUGCGAGAGCGAGUAUAAA